Molecule: messenger RNA, 933 nt
Organism: Beta vulgaris subsp. vulgaris (sugar beet)
Lineage: Eukaryota; Viridiplantae; Streptophyta; Magnoliopsida; Caryophyllales; Amaranthaceae
Exons: 1
Coding region: 3-443 (146 amino acids)
Molecular function (GO): protein dimerization activity
Source: RefSeq, a predicted model, not a curated record
UAAUGGAUGAAUAUGCACUAUUCUCUAUGAAGAGUGGACCUUUUGAGGAUUUAACUUGUAUUGAAAGGAUGCAUUCUAUGGAUCCUAAGAGUUGGUGGGCAAACUUUGGAGCUCAAACUCCUCUCCUCCAAUCUUUGGCAUUUAAAGUGCUUGGGCAACCUACUUCAUCAUCUUGUAGUGAGAGAAAUUGGAGUACAUAUUCCUUCAUUCACUCACUUAGGAGGAACAAGCUAAAUCCAAGUCGUGCACAAGAUUUGGUUUUCAUCCACAACAAUCUUCGCCUUUUAUCAAGGAAUUCCGAAGAGUAUUGGGAGCUUUACACUAAGAUGUGGGAUAUUGGUGGAGAUGCAUUUGAUUCAUUGGAGGAUGUUGGGUUUCUAGAGUUUGCGGAACUCUCACUAGAUGAGCCGGAUUUAGAAAAUGAGUUGCUUCUUGAAGAUUGAUGUGUUGCGAUGUUGCCUUAUCUAAGCUUUAUCUAGUUUAAGACAUUAAAUUUAGUUGUUGUUUUAUGUUAUUUUUAACUUUGAACUAUUUAUGUAUGAAUGUUUAAUUUAGUUAAUUUUUUUUUUUGCCGAAUCCAUGCCGUACCCGUUUUUUGCAAUUUUAAUUUUGCCGUUUUCCGUCCCCGUACCCAUCCCCGUACCCGUACCCGUUUCCGUGCAACCUAGGGGCAGGGUGUAGGGCGUUUGUCAAAGAGUCGGGGGGAAGUUGCCUGGUGAAUCAGCGUUAGGCUAGGGGAUGGGAGGGGGUGUUAGGAUGGGUGGUUAUGGUGAGGGGAGGGUUUGAGUUUUUUUUUUCAUUUUAAAAUAAAUUUUUUGUAAUUAAAAGAUCGGUUUUUAUUUAAAAAAUAAAUUUAAAAUGUAAUAAGGUCAAAGAAAAUACAAAAAAUAAAGUAAAGGGUUACCAAAUAGUGGAAAGAUAAAAGUUGUCUAC